AUGACCCCUCAACUGCCGAAAUGCGACGUCUGCCUCGACCUCGACAAGGAGCUCUUGGAACGUAAGCUCCACGGAGAAGCCUAUUCUUGCUAUCUCGAGGAGAUCAUUGCAUCCUCGGAAAAGUGUCAAACAUGCAGCCUCCUGCUUAAGGCUGUCCGGCACUCUUUCCCGGAGGUUUUUGCCAAGCCAGCAUUCUUCCAGCUCUAUUUCUCUUAUUUCGGUGGAAAAGGACACCAACGGUCCAACGAUGUUUUCGGAUUGAGCAUCUCACCGAGAGAGUUCCCUGAUACAGACGAUGAUCCUCUGGAGAUGAUACCCGGUGGCUGGAAGCCUCGCGUUCUUCACAUCUUUUCUGUGCAAGACAAGCCCAACCCCUGGCCGUUAUUUGGCGGAGGUUCUGUUAUCUCCUCCGACCGCCAAGCUUUGGCUGCGCAAGCGAAGGGAUGGAUCUAUGAUUGCGAAAAGAAUCAUCCUGACUGUCGGAGGGCCCAGACCAGUCUCCCCAAACGGGUCGUUCAGAUGGUACCUGGGCCGGGGUCUGGCAUUUGUACAGUGCGCCUUCACGAGCCGCUUCAGGAUACUCAAGGCGCAUAUGCCUGUCUCAGCCAUUGCUGGGGCAAGCAUCAGAUCAUCACCACGACGAAAAGCAACUUCAACCAGCAUCAGGACGAAAUCCCGUGGGACGAUCUUUCAACCACUUUUCAAGACGCCAUUGAGUUUUGUUUGCAUUUGGGACUGGAGUUUGUCUGGAUUGACUCGCUAUGCAUCGUGCAGGACGACGCGGAGGACUGGAAACAAGAGGCCGUCAAAAUGGCAACGUACUACACCAACGCCCAUGUCACCCUGGCCGCAACAGCAGCUCCUGAUGGAACCGUUGGACUGUUCCCCAAACCUCAUGUCGAGGAUCAGCCUCUAGUGCUGGAAGGUACCAAUGACCGCGGAGAACAGUACUACCUCGUUGCUCGAACUUCGAUCAACCACGUCUUCGAAGACGAGCAGGACGCACUUACCGAGUUCCCACUGAUGACCCGAGGAUGGGUUUACCAAGAGCACAUUUUAUCCCGGCGCUUCCUUCACUUUGGAAGGAGAGAACUCAUGUGGGAGUGUCACUCUGCUACACAUUGCCAGUGUGGCGUUAUACCCAAGCAGCCAAGGUCUGAUUACACGACGAACCAGGUCCUCAGCGUCACCAAGACUGGCCUGGACGUAACAAACAAAAAGUCCAGACGGAGAAUGUGGUAUGAUAAUGUUGAGGCAAUCAUGAACCUAAACUUUACAUACUUUAAGGAUAGACUUCCUGCUGCUGCGGGAGUGGCAAAGCGGCUGGCGAAGGGAGCCACUGGCAGAUACUUGGCAGGUUUAUGGGAAGAUUGUCUCAUCGCGGAUCUUUGCUGGUCGAUCCUCGAGAAUGGGGAAAGACCGGAUGAACUGAAAGGUUUCCCAUCCUGGUCCUGGGGAUCUGUAUCUGGGGGGCUGGCAACACUCUGGUGUCAGUCUGACCUUGAUGAUGACAAGGUGAAGCCAGUAGCCACAGUCCUUGAGAUCAGCUGCGAGCCCGACCCUCCGUCAUUCCUGGGCCAUGUGGACCGAGCCACACUGGUUAUUGAGAGUCGAGUUGCCACUUUAACUAUAUCUUCAGUUGAUGAGGGGGGCAGAAGGGUACGAGAAAUACGGUUCAAAAACGCUAAGCUGUACGGAGAGCUGGGUGGGAGCUGGACUUUUCAUCCUGACAUUCAGAACUGGGGAAUGGAUGACGCAGCGUCGGAAGUAUUCGUUGUAGAGAUGAUUAGAGAAACGGUUGAUGAAAAGGUAAAGUCGGCUACUUUUCUGGUUCUGCAGCCUGAUCAAGACCUGUUUCGACGCGUUGGGCUCUUGAGGGCUCAGGUGAGGAGGAGGAGAGGGGCGCCUGAUCAAGGCUUGACGUUUCUGGAUCACUUUUUGAGUGAGGCUACAACAGUGACGGUAAAUAUCUAUUAA
This is a messenger RNA of Fusarium keratoplasticum, 1977 nucleotides long. Its product is annotated as HET domain-containing protein. Bases 1 to 1977 code for a protein of 658 amino acids. Lineage: Eukaryota; Fungi; Ascomycota; Sordariomycetes; Hypocreales; Nectriaceae. The record is from RefSeq and is a predicted model, not a curated record. The transcript is spliced from 2 exons.